AUGGCAUCUGAGCAGACGCCCCGCACCACCGCCACCGCCGCCGCCUCUUCCGCAAACACCAACGACACCACCACCCCCGACACCUCACACUACACCACGGCCCCGCACGCCACCUCGGCGCCGCCCCAGGUCGUCGAGCACACCAACAGCUGGAAGCCCUCGUUCGGCCGCCGCCAGAGCUGGAACCAGGAGGACCAGAAGCGCGAGCUGCAGAUGAGCCACAUCGACGACGUCAAGACCGGACCCGGCUUCACCGAACGCGCCUAG
Molecule: messenger RNA, 267 nt
Organism: Colletotrichum graminicola M1.001
Lineage: Eukaryota; Fungi; Ascomycota; Sordariomycetes; Glomerellales; Glomerellaceae
Exons: 1
Coding region: 1-267 (88 amino acids)
Source: RefSeq, a predicted model, not a curated record